Messenger RNA from Archocentrus centrarchus (flier cichlid), 2062 nucleotides. RefSeq names its product plexin domain containing 2b (gene plxdc2b). NCBI's taxonomy places the organism in Eukaryota, Metazoa, Chordata, Actinopteri, Cichliformes, Cichlidae. The record is from RefSeq and is a predicted model, not a curated record.
GUGCAUCUCCAUCCUCUGGGAUGAGAUUACAGUGCACGGACUGAGAUUCGCAUUUAUGCAUUCACCUUCUUUGCAAUUCUGAUAUUUAUUUUGUUUCAUUUGAAGGCGGAGAGCGCGUUUACUGUCCAGGAGCGCGCAGCGUGGCACACGCUGGAACAAAAACAGCUCAGUGCAGCGCAGGCAGGUUUCCCUUUUAAAAGCAGCAGAACAAGCAGGAGAGUUACGGAGUCCUCUCCGGGAAGCGGUGUCGGCGCAUGACAGACGGACUCUUAAAAAACAAACAAACAAAAAACAAAUUUUCGGGAUACUGAGGAGAAAUCGGCAGCGGGAACUUGAAUAUGGCGACUGUGAAGACGUUCGACCUUUUCGUUGGAGUUGUUUUAGUUUUGCAGUGUGUGUGGAAUGUGCAAGCCGAGAUCACAGCCAGUAACGGGGUUCCAUACACAUAUGUGCAGGGGCAGGCGAGAGAUGAGGAUACAGCAGUCGACGUGAAGCUCCACAGCCACCGGUGGAGGAGAUGGUUGCCCCCAAAACCUCGUAACAUGGACAGUAACAGAGCCAGUCAAGAGCAGGACCAGGAGCCUGAACAGGAGGAGCCUGAAGGCUUCCCGGGCCUGUUGUCAGCAGAAGAAGCAGACAACAGCUCCCAGAUAGAGGAGGACACAGAUCACAACUACUAUACAUCAAAAACAUACGGCCCAUCAGAUCCAAUGAGCAAGAACUUGUGGGUAAAUAUUGACCAGAUGGACAAGGACAAAGUGAAGAUCCACGGGAUUCUGUCCAACACACACAGACAAGCCGCGAGAGUUAAUCUGUCCUUCGAUUUUCCUUUUUAUGGACAUUACCUGCGUGAAAUCACAGUGGCGACUGGCGGGUUCAUCUACACUGGGGAUGUGGUCCACCGGAUGCUAACAGCUACACAGUACAUCGCUCCACUAAUGGCCAACUUUGACCCAAGUCUCUCCAGAAACUCUACUGUCAUCUACUCUGACAAUGGUACUGCUCUGGUUGUGCAGUGGGAUCACGUGCACCUGCAGGACAACUACAGCCUGGGUAGUUUCACCUUCCAGGCCACAUUGCACAAGACUGGUCGGAUCGUCUUCGCAUACAAGGAGAUCCCCGUCGAGGUGUCACAGAUCAGCUCUGUCAAUCAUCCCGUGAAGGUUGGCCUGUCUGAUGCCUUUGUGUUGGUCCACAAGAUCCAGCAGAUACCCAAUGUGAGGCGGAGGACGAUCUAUGAGUACCACCGCGUGGAGCUGACGAAGACAAAGAUCACCAAUUCUACAGCUGUGGAAAUGAUGCCUUUACCCACCUGUCUGCAGUUCACCAGCUGUAGCGCCUGCAUCUCCUCACAGAUCAGCUUCAACUGUAGCUGGUGCCAUCGGCUCAACAGAUGUUCCACCGGCUUUGACCGCCAUCACCAGGACUGGAUGGACAGCAGCUGCCCAGAUGAGACCAAGGACAAGAUGUGUGACAUCAUAGACACUACGUACCUUUACCCUUUGACUACAACGGUUGCUGCCAAAACAACAGCCAAGAGGAAGGAGACCACUUCAGGCAGGGACAUACCCUCCACCUUACACCCUCCCAAUAGCGUCCCCACUGAAGAUGACACCAAGCUCGCUCUGCCUCUCAGAGACAACCAGGUGAUGCCAGCUGACAGUGCUGUAGACAGGGUGCCAGGCACUCAUCCUCUUCACACUGGUCUGAUCCUGGGCAUCUUGCUGGUGAUGCUCAUCAUGAUAGCGGGCGUGCUGAUCACCGUCUACAUCUACCAUCACCCGACCUCUGCAGCCAGCCUCUUCCUUAUCGAGAGACGCCCGAGCAGGUGGCCAGAUGAGUUUCGCCGGGGGUCGGGUCACCCAGCCUACGCGGAGGUGGAGCCUGUGGGCCAGGAGAAGGAGGGCUUCAUCGAGUCCGAGCAGUGCUGAGGGAGGAGGGGGUGUCCCACAUCCCUCCCUCCCCCGCACCCUGCAGCCUCCCUCCUGUGCUAGCCCUCAUCCCUCCUGCUCCACAGAGAGUUCUAACUUGGAACCUCCUGGAUGUGCUUAUCGGGGGAGGA